AAUCAGUAUAUGAUCUCCUCCCUAAGGAGCUGCAGCUGCCACCUUCCAGAGAACUCUCAGUAGCAUCCAUGAGUCAAACCAGUGGGGGUGAAGUGGGUUCGCCCCCCCCGGGCGUAGUUGCUGCUGCUUCGCCAUUCAGAGACAGGCAUCGUGUGGUGGGUUGUGUGCUAUCAAUAGUGAAGACAAAUAGUACCAGAGACACUUAACCCAUCCAAUCUCACCCAGGGUAUAGGUCGGUCUCGUUUCAGACUUCUUCAUCAGUCUCUCUCCUUUCCUUUUUAUUUUGUUUUAUAAAUAGUGGAUUGACUUAAGUUAACCUCUAAUAAAGCUUUUGACAUUGUAUCAAUAAAUGAAGCUGGAGAAGAUUAAUAAGCCAAAGUUGGCAUGAAGGUAUGGAAGCAGAUUUGCAGCCACUUUGUCUGUGACUUUGACAAUACAAGGUCUGGUGUCCCUCUGUCUUUACUUCAGAACUUCUAACUUUUUCUUCACUGACUCUGGAAAGUCCACUCGCCCAGUAAUUGGGAAGAAUUGUAGCCAACAAAAAGAAAGAAACUAAGAUUCCUAAAGGUUACUUGUAUGGGGAUUGCCUUUGGAAUGGAUCUGCCCUAACCCCUGUUUUAGGGGAUGCGCACAUUUUCUCUUCGGUCUCCUGAACAGUGAAGAGUAUGUGGCAAAUGUCUGCCACGCUUCAUUCAUUGGCUGCUUGUGCACAUAUUGUUUUGCAUGGAAAUGCUCAGAAGGACACCCGAAGCACUGGGCCCUACCCUCCCUAUACGAUGGGAAGAAGCAGUUGCAAUAUCUUCUUAUCGCUAGGCUUAUGCUUAGCAUGUUGAAAAAUCUGGUGCCUCUGAAGGCCUCCCUCUCAGAGUGCCCUGAACUCUCUCAGAGAAUGAAAUGCUAAUGCAGUAAACUAAUGCUUUAAGCUUUGCCUAAAGAUAGCAAUUUUCUCUGUGCCUACCAAAGAGCCUAUGAAGAACAGAAGUUUUUUUUUAUAAAUUUAAGUCUUCCAAGAGGGAAGAAGACUCUUACACUUUAUCUAGCAACUUGAGCAGCAGUAGCUGCAUCUUUGAUUAGGCCAGCUUCUCUGCUCCUGAUUCUUGAGCUCUAAGAUCUCAGUCUCAUUGCUAUAAAAAUGCACUGGGCCUUUAGUCUCUGGAAGGCAGUGAGUGUAUCUGUGAACAAGGCUCAGUACUGUUUAGAAGUCACUCUGGUUCCUUCAUUAUAACACAGAACAGGGAUGAUUCUUUUUGUAUUGUACUAUACUGUUUUGUUUUGCUGUCUGCUUGCCUAGAGGCAGAAUAAUAAUCUGAACAAUGCUACUAAAAUUGCUACUGUGCCUUUUUAAACUACACUGUUUGUUUCAAUUGCGGAAUGGAUAGUAUGAGAGCACCAAGAUCUUUGGAGGAUUUAAUUAUAAACAAUUAACCAUUUAUUGCCACAAUACUCAUAAAAAUAUUUGGCAUAUGUUUAUAAUUGUAAAAAAGGAUUUGGUGGCACUUAGCUUUAUUGAUAUGUAAUUUCGCAUUUCACAAAAUGCAUAAAAAUAACCUGUCGAGCUUCAGUUUUCUUAAUAAUACAAUUUUGAUCCUAGAAACUAACUUAUGCCCUAGAAAUAAUAUUAAACAUUGGAGUGCCCUGUAUACACCUGUAUUUUAACAGUGGGAAAUGAGAUUUCUGAUAACCCUUUCCCCAGAUUCAGCCAAUUUUUGGACAUAAUUCUUCAGGAAUGUCAGGUUUGAAGAGACAUUUUGACUCUCCUGAUUUGGGAUUAAUUUGUUUUUGAAGCUGCUUUAGCAUCAACUGAUCAGUCAAGGUUUUGCUAUUGCAUACUAAACAUGAAUUCAUAUAGAUCUGCCAUAUGAAAAGUGAGCAUUCAUUCUUUGCUGAGGUGCAUUCAGUCCCUUAAAAUGAAGUCUCCUCGCAAACUUCAAAUACAGCAGGAGAAUAUCAGUUCUAGGUUACACUCUUUUCUGCUUAAUCCCUAUACAGGUAGUCCUUGACUUACAACCGCAGUUGGGACUGGAACAGAUCUGUUGUUAAGCAGUGUAGUCAUUAGGAUUUGCCUCUGAAGCAGGGAGUGUCUGCAUUAAAAAUGACCUGUAGUUCUCUGCUUCAUAGAUGCUUCUUCAGCUCCCUCUUCCUCCGUGGGCGGUGCUUGCAGCUCCUUUACCACCUCUUCCGGCCCCACCAUUUACUCUACCUCAGUUACUGACAGCAAAGCUAUGCAAGUGGAGGGCUGCUCCUCAGCCAUGGGGGUAAGUAACCGUGGGGUAAGUGACAAGCAGUUAACCAAUAACACAGUCCAGCAGCAGCCACAGUCCACCCCGAAGAGGCACACAGUCCUGUACAUCUCGCCACCACCAGAGGAUUUGCUGGACAACAGCCGGAUGUCCUGCCAGGAUGAGGGGUGCGGAUUGGAGUCUGAGCAAAGCUGCAGUAUGUGGAUGGAAGACUCCCCCUCUAACUUCAGUAACAUGAGUACCAGUUCCUACAAUGAUAACACUGAGGUGCCACGUAAAUCUCGUAAGCGAAAUCCAAAGCAGAGGCCAGGGAUCAAACCGAGAGAUUGUGAAGAAUCGACCAUGGAUAUCUUUGAUGCUGACAGUGCCAAAGCGCCUCAUUAUGUCCUUUCUCAACUCGGCACGGAGAGCAAAAGCAACUUGAAAGCAGGAAAUGGAAUCUCAGAAGUCCCCAAGGCGACUGGAGGGAAAAAGAGCCCUAUGUUGUGUGGUCAGUACCUGGGCAAAAGUGAAGGCAAAGAGCUGAAGAUCCUGGUACAGCCGGAGACUCAACACAGAGCUCGCUACCUCACUGAGGGAAGCCGAGGCUCGGUGAAAGACAGAACCCAGCAGGGAUUCCCCACUGUCAAGCUGGAAGGUCACAACGAUCCUGUGACGUUACAGAUAUUUGUGGGUAAUGACUCUGGCCGGGUGAAGCCCCAUGGAUUCUAUCAGGCCUGCAGGGUCACAGGGCGGAACACCACGCCCUGCAAAGAGGUGGACAUCGAGGGCACGACUGUCAUCGAAGUGGGCCUGGAUCCAAGUAACAGCAUGACCCUGGCGGUGGACUGUGUUGGAAUUCUGAAGUUGAGGAAUGCAGAUGUCGAAGCCCGAAUAGGCAUUGCUGGUUCUAAGAAAAAAAGCACUCGAGCCAGACUGGUUUUCCGUGUCAACAUCCCACGGAAAGAUGGUUCUGUUCUAACGCUACAGACUCCGUCCUCGCCCAUUCUGUGCACUCAACCUGCAGGUGUGCCGGAGAUCCUCAAGAAAAGCCUGCAUAGCUGUUCAGUGAAAGGAGAAGAGGAAGUCUUUUUGAUUGGGAAGAAUUUUCUGAAGGGAACCAAAGUGAUCUUCCAAGAGAACAUCUCUGAUGAAAGCUCCUGGAAAGCCGAGGCAGAAAUUGACAUGGAGCUGUUUCAUCAGAAUCAUCUAAUUGUGAAGGUGCCACCUUACCAUGACCAGCAAAUAAGUACACCUGUUUCUGUUGGGAUUUUUGUUAUGACCAAUGCUGGGAGAUCACAUGACAUACAACAAUUUACAUACACUCCAGAUACAUCAGCUCAGACUCUGAAUAUGAAUGUGAAGCAGGAAAUAUCCAGCCCAACCCAGCCCUGCUCUUUUGAUGAUGCAGCCAAAGCAAACUCCAGUGGCUGCAAGCUGGACCAAGUAAAUCUUCUCCCCAGUGCCUUGGUAACUCCUCUCAGGCCAAACAGUGUCGUUAAGAAUGAAGAGGCUGCUCCAAUGGAACUUGUGGCUGAGAAAAUGUCUCUUCCUGCCUUUAAUACAACCAGCGCCAUUGGGCAAUCUCAAACAUCUUUGGAGACCACCAUAUCCAGCAUCUUGGGGAAUGGCCCUUUCUCCUCUUCUGCUUCUCAUUUAGCUCCAGAGAGCGAAAAGCAGCCCCUGCAACCAAAGUAUCCUCCUGAGACCAGGUCUACCCUUCAGGCUCCGGACCUGGUGCAGUCUGGCAGUUUUCCAGCCACCGCUGCUCCGAACCAGCUGCAGAACAGCGACACCCUCCUGCAGCAGGCUUCCCAGUUCCCCUUGAGGGAGCCUUCCUCCAGAGAGGCUUUGCAAUCGGAUAGCACAGCCAUGGCUUUGUCCCAGCUGACGGAGGCCCCCCAACAGCCACCUCCCCUUCAGGAGUCCAGCCAGGCACUGCAGCAGCAGAUCUCCUCAAAUAUGUUCUCUUCAGCCGGUGGGGUGAGCCAGCUUCAGAGCACAAUCCAGCAGCUGCAGGCAGGGAGUUUUCAGUCCAGCCCUGGUGGCGGCAACGGCGGCAACAGCAGCAGAAACGUUGAUCUGGUUCAGCAAGUCCUAGAAGCUCAGCAGCAGCUGUCCUCUGUCCUCUUUUCAGGUUCUGAGAGUGAGGAUGUUCAAGAGCAGCUCAAUGUAGAAAUUUUCCAGCAAGUUAGCCAAAUCCAGAAUGGAGUCAACCAGGGCAUGUUUUCUUCAUCGGACACCGUUCACUCAAGAGCGGAAGACCUUCUCCCCAGCCGAACCGAGACCAUGCGCCCACAGCCAGAGACUUCGUUGGCUGGCCAGCAGCAGGCACAGCAGCAGGCGCAAGCGAUGGAAACGUCUGCUGCCAUGGUGAUUGAGAUGCAGCAAGGCCUUUGCCAGGCCCCCAGCCGCAUGCCGUCUGACUUGUUCGCCUCCUCCUCUUCCUCCUCCUCCUCCUCCUCCUCCUCGGGAAAUGGAAGCAUUCAGCAGUCCCCAGUGUACCCGCCAGCUUCCCAUUUGAUAGGUGGGCUGUCAGCAAGCGAAGACAUGCAAAUGCAGUGUGAGCUGUUCUCUCCCACCAGUGUCUCCAGCAAUGACGCGGGUACUCCAGGGCAGCAGCAGCAGGAGCAGGUGCCCACCGGUGGCCCUGCCAUGUUCCCUGCUUCGGGCUCUGCGGAAGGCAAAGAAGCUUCAGAACAAGCCAAACAGAUGCAGAGCACCGUGUUUCAGGCGAUGGUCCAAAUGCAACACAGUGGGGAAAGCCAGGCCCAGGUUGCUCUUUUUCCUUCCUCAGAAGACAUGAUGGCUGCCGUUCAAGGCGCUGGAGCCCAGCAGCAGGGUGGGGGUCUCUUCCAGCAGAGUGGAGAGAUGCUCUCUCUCCAGGCUGGCAGUUUCUUGCCCCCGGCUGCCCAUUCCCAGCCUCAGCUGUUCCACUCUCAGAGCCCCAUUGGGGACACCCAGAACAUCUCUCAGGAGACCUCCAGUUCUCUUUUCCACAGCCAGAAUGUUGCCUCUUCUUCUGAACAGCUGCAGCAGCCCAUGUUUCACUCCCAGGGGAGCCUAGGAGUUGUUCCGGACCAGCAGGCAGGGAGCCUGUUUCUCUCCCAGAAUGCUCUGGGCUCCUCCGUUGUGCAAGAGGAGCAGAUGCCAUUCUUCGCCACACAAAGCUCUCUUUCUCCCUUGCAAGGCCCAGCCAGGACUGAGCAACAAUCCUCCUUCCAGCAGGCCCACCUCCAAGGCCCUCUGCUCACCCAGGAGCAGCACCAGUCGACACAUCAGGGCCUCUUCCAGGCCCAAGUAACUCUAGGCCCCCUUCCUCCCUCUGGGGUUCCUCCCAACCAACAGGGGGGCAUUUUCCAAACUCAGCAUUCACUUGUGGCUCUUCAGAAUAGUGCCUCCACCCAAGAGCAGCAGCAGCAAAACAUGCGGUUCAGCAGUCAGAACACCAUGGGCUCUGUGGCCUCUCAGAAGCCAACACUGCUGUUCAGCUCCAAUCCCAGCACGAUGACCAGCCAGGAGCAACAGCAGAGCCAGCCUCUCUUCCACCCCCAGAGUAGCCUGGCCCAGAGAGGCCAAGAGCAGCAGCCCAUGCAGUUCCAGAGCCAGAGUUCAGGCUCCACCCAAGCUGAGCCACCACAACCGCCACCAAGUUUAUUCCAUGGCUCCCCCCAGAUCCAGCUGGUUCAGGGAUCCCCCAGCCCUCAGGAGCAGCCAGUCACCCUCUUCAUAUCAUCGGCUUCCAUGUCUGCCUUGCAGAGCAACAUCAGCCAGCAGGAGUUGCAGCAACCCACUCUGUACUCCUCACAGAGCAACCUGCCAAACAUCCAGGACACUUCAUCACCCCCCCAGCAGCAGCAACAGCAGCAGCAGCAGCAGCAGCAGCAACAACAGCAGGCAGCCUCUUUGUUUCACAAUGUAUCUGCUGGAAGUUCCAUCAGCCAGCUGCAGAACUCCUCCACUUCAUCCCCACAGACCUCCGGGAUAUUCCUCUUUGGCAUCCAAGACACAGGUUGUGGCCAGCUCUUAACAUCUGGACCGGGUUCUGUGUCAGAGCAGAUGAUGACCCUCAGCCAAGCACAGAAUGAGGCACAGCCAUCUGUCACAGCUCUCCUAUCCCAGCAAAUGUCAGAGAGUCCUCAGAUUUCUUCUGCAAUGACCACCAAUCAGAAUAUGAAGAAGAUUGAUGACUUGCUUGUAUCCCUACAAAAUCAGGGGAACAAUACCAUGGCUGGCUCCUUCUAACAAGUGAGAAAUCCUGCACUGGACAGACUGCAUUAUCUCUGGUGAUUCUGGAGUUUAGCAAAGUAGCAUUAACUCUUCUCUGUUGAAAGAUGGCUGGAAGCAACAUCUUCAUUCUUGCUUUGGAAGAACACCACUCUGGAAGUUCUGCUGAAGUGGGGGGCAAAGCCAGGUUUUGUGUUAUCCAGGCAUGGGUUGGACUGUUAUCCCCAUCCCCAGUUCUGAGAGGGAUGCGGAGUGUGGCUGUUACGUGUCAGCACAAGACAAGAACAUUGGGCUCUCUCUCUCCCUCUCCCGUUCUUUCUCUGGUUUUCACAAUUCUUUGGGUACAUUUCCUGUACCCUCAAUCAUUGACGGUUUCCCAUGAUUUGUGGCCAAGUAUGGAAAUGGUUUCCAUUGAAAAAUGUGGCUUGGGUGGUAUGGCACAAGUCUUCUGUGUAUGCUGUGAAUCCCAUCCAGGAUCAUGGCUUGAUGCUGCACGUGUUGGGUGGUGAAAGUGCAUGUUUGGAUUGGGCUCCGAAGCAGCUGCGGCUCCCAUCAGAGUGGUAGAGGAGCCCUUGGAGUGGGGGAGGUUGGGGGGGGCACCAGGAGGGCCUUGCAGGGAAGGCAGCCUCUGAUCCGGGCUGUGGCUUGCUGAAAGCUGGGCGCAAGUGGCCUCAGUGCUCUGCUGUUCUCCCUUCUCAGAAGGAACCAGUUGUUGGUCUAAGGAACUGGGCUCUUUUCGGAAUCUGCUCUGAUCAAAGGGUGGCUGAUUCUUCUUAAAGCUUCUCACUGAAGUUUCCCACCCUCCUAUUUAAAUGUUCUGCCAUAUACAGAAUUAACUUUUCAGAGGACCAGAAAACCAGAAAAAAGUGUUUGUGGUGAAUGCACGGCAGGAUUUAAGGAAGGAAGAGUAGAGUUUAGGUUGCUUUUGACACCAUUGCCAUUGCUGGGAGAUGGAAGCUCCAUGCUGGGAACAUAGGACCUUCUCUAAGCUCCCUUUUGAACUCAAAGGCGGGGGAGCAGCCUCGCUCCUGCCAGAGGCAUUUGAUAAAAGGCCGGUGCGGUCCAGGCUACGUGAUCCUGGCAGGCUCUCCUGGGGUUCACUGCCUGCAGCCACCACCAGGUCUCUUGCUCAUCCACCACUGCGUGGGGUGUCUGCCACUCCCUGUGCAGCUGUCGCUGACCUCGGGGGGCUGUUUUGAGUAUGUCUCGGCUAUUUGUCUUCUGUGUUGAGAAGAAUGUCAUUUGUCUCCCUUGUGCGCCCGUUGGGGGGGGGGGGCUUCUUUCUCAUGCUGUGCCAGUCCGUCUCUUCUGUUUGUGGUCCAUGUGUUCUGUCCCAAGAAGUUUGGGUUACGUUUUCAGUAGUACAGGCUCUUUUGCCGAUAUGAAGGGAACUUUUCAGAAAGAGACCUACUCGAGGUCAUUUAAUUUUGAAUACAGUUUUCAGUCGUUCAAGUUUUGGAUGGUUUAUAUCUAAUGUGUGUUUCAUUUUUUGGAAAGCUCUAUUUUGUAUUUAGUAAAUGAUAAACUAUUUUGCUAUUUGUACUAGAUGAGUACAUUGGCAUAUAUAUAUAAUAUAAUAUAUAUAUAUAUAUAUAUAUUAUACACCCAUAUGUUCACACACAUAUAUUCUUCUUUGCCACAGAUUUUUGUGGCAAAAAUGUGAGUUUAUAGUCUCUUCUCCCACCUCAUGGUGUCUGGUUAUGGGGGAAAGGGGACGGGUUUGUUAAAUCUUCAUGGAGUGUUUCUGUAAUUUUUGUGGCAGGUGUUCCUUCUUUGUCUGGCCAUUCCAUCAGUGCUGGCUGGCCGUGAAGGCAGCUUCAUGCCCGAGGGAUGGAUCUCCUGCUGUGGGGGACUUGGGAAGGGAGUGAGUCCCUUGGGGCGACUUCUUAAAAGCUGGGAUUUGAUUCCGCUUUUAUUCUCUGUUAAUGUCUAACAUGGCUUUUUUAAUUUAUAACACUAAUACCCUCGGCGUUCCCUCUUUUGUAAGUCCUAUAGAAUCCUUGAACCUAAUUCUGAUGCUGAGAAAGAGACGUGCACACAUGCGGAGGGAAUUAUGGGGAGGCGGAGAGGAGAGUGCAAAAGUCCCCAAGCCGUUUUGCUUUUUUUUUGGGGGGGGGGUGUCACAGUCUGAGAUCAGCUCCUUGUUAAGAGGUCUCCCGUCCUCUCCGAAGGGGGGAUGAGCAGGGGCCGUCUGGUGAGCUGCCUGGGGCCAAUGCUGAGACAUCUGGGACCAAUCCUUCAUUGAACGGAGGUUCUGCUGAUCCUCUUGCCACUUCUUGUGACAUCAGCAUCUGCUGCUUGUGCAAAAUGGUGAAACUGAUACUUUGUUGGUUGGUUUUUACUUUUCCUUGGUCCAAUUUAGGUCAAUAUUUAAAUGUGCAACAUUUCGAAUAUGUUAUUUGGUUACCAAAUGUAUCUUUUUGGAGCAAAGGGGCUGCUCAGUAGCUGGCAGAGGCUGGUCCUACAUCUUUGCUCCUGCUUUCUGUGGGCAAAGGGAACAGAGUAAGCAGAGCUUCCUUUGGCAAGCCCUGCACCUGGCUGCUUCAGCAACCCAGCAUGGUUGCUGGAACUUGCUGCGUUUCUGCACAGAGGCUGCAUUCCCACCUCGCUGUUUUCAGGGCACCGGCACAAGGAAUGUGAGGGACACUGGUGAAUGAGAAGGCUAACAGGGGAGAAGGAUCCAUCUUUUCUUGUGGGAGAUAGUCCCUGCCUUUUACGUCAAGCUCCCUAGCUAAAGCAGGGAUUAUGGAAUUCAUGUGUAGAAUUAAGUAAGGCUUCAUGGUUAUAAGCCCCAGGAAGAAGAUUACAGUUUAAAAGAAAGUGUAGUCUUACUGUAUUUUAACAGUGCAUCCCCUUUAUUAAAGUUUAUAUUGAGAAUUUUCCCAUACAGGUAAUCCUUGAUUUAUGUCCUUUCAUUUAGUGACCGAAGUUACAACAGCACAGAAAAAAAUGAUUUACAACCAAUCCUCGCACUUAACAAUGGUCACACGAUCAAAAUUCCAGCACUGGCAACAGGCAUGCAUAGCUGCUGGUUCCAGCAUCCUGGGCUGAAGGGACGGCCGUUUGAGCUCUUCCCAGCCGGCUUCUGACAAGCAGAGUCAAUGGGGGAAGAUGGGUUCAGUUAACAACUGUGUGAUUGGCUUGACAACCAUGGCAGAAAAGGUGGUAACAUCAGGUGUGAGUCACUGAACUAUUGCCAUUCUUAGCAAUGGAAAUUCUGAUCUCAGUUGUGGUCAUAAAUUGAGGACUACCUGAGAAUAAAAGACAAAUUGAAAGAAAAAAGAAAGUGCAGGAAAUGAAAAAGAAAAGAAAAGAAUUUAAUGACUUUUCAGCAGAUAGUUGGUUUAAUAAUCCCUCUUUAGAUAUAUAAAAUAUAUAAUCCCUCAGUCCCUUAUUUAACCCACACCUAUCUUAAUCUUCAAACCCAUAAACCAGUUUCAUUUCUUCUUUCAGCAAGAAGUCCAAAAGGUAUCCAAUCAUUCAAAAAAAGUUUUUUUUUCUAUGACUAAAUACUGUAGGUCAGUUUUACCGUUUCUGCAAAUCCUCACAUUUUCACAAUCCAUCCCUCCACUGUGGGGAUUUCAUUAACCUUCCAUUCCAUAGUUGUGCUCAUGAUAAUCUUGCUGCAAUUACCAUCGGUCUACAAUGAGUUUUUCCAAUUCAUUUUCCAUAAGACUAAUAGAGUUCUAGUUUCUUUGAAAUAGUAAUCUUUUUAGAGUCUUUACAUCAUUGCGUGAAUUUGUAUCCAAAGUUUUAUUGGCUUUUUCACAAGUCCAUCAUGCAUUAUAAAAUAUCCUCUCGUGUUUUUAAUAUUUCUGACACUAUUUUGAAAUAUUUUUAUAUUUUUUGAUAACUUUCCUGGUGUCAUAUACCAAUAAUACAUCAUUUUAUUUUAAAAAUCCCUUAGAUUUAUAACAUAAUGUAAAUUUAACACCAAUUACCCAGUUUUUCUCCCAAUAGGACGGUAUAAAAAUCUAAUAAAUAAAUAAAAUAAAUAAAUAAAUAUCGAUCUCUGUUAUAACCAAAAUUAACAGACCAACCAUUUUGUCAUGCAAUCUUCAACUUACUCAUCUUCUGUUUCAAAUCUUAAGAAAAGUUUAUACAUUUUUCCUAUUAUCCUAAAGGUACUUUUUUCAAGAGGCAACUGUACACCAGAAAGUCUGGCUACUUCUUGAAAAAGCACCUUUGGGACAACCGUGACCUGGGUGACUGAGAAUCUCCAUAGAUUUUUCUAUUACAUAUUCUUCAUUUCUGUACAAUUCAAUUUCAGAUUCAAAUUCCAAUUUAUAUUUCUCAGUUCCACUUGUCUUUUUAUCCACAUUAACUGUAUGUAUCCAAACUAUUGAAAGCUAUAUCCCUCUGAGAUCAGUUGUUAGCCAUUUCUUCAUAUAUGCUGCUGGUGUUCUGUAGAAUACUUCUUUGCUAAAAGUCAAUAAAGGUAUCUUCAGGCACAACCUGUAUUCAUAUUUUUUUCAUAUUCUCAAUGCAUUAUUUUUCACAUUAUUAAAAUCCACAUUAAUGUUAUGCUACAAUAAAAGCCUACAGCAAACAAACCUCAGAUUAUGACCCUCCAUUUCAAACAUUUAGCAAGACCCAUCAUUUCAUCCAAAUUAAACAACAGUGCGAAGUAUAAAGUCAAGCAAUCCUAAUGCUCCCUAUCUUUUGCAUCCUACAGAAUUUUACCUGUGCUAACCCUUGAUUUUUUGCCAUGCCACAUAAAUCUAGAUAAAAUUAUUUGCUGCUGUUUUAAAAAAGCAUUUUUCAAAACCAGGAUUGUUUGAAAUAAAAACAUUAUUCUAAUUAAUAUAUUUGUUCUCACAGAAAUUCUUCAAAGCUGUGCGAGUUGCAGCUUCUCCUUUCUUAGUUAAAUGUGCCUUAAUUUCAUUUCAUAACUUGAUUAUGUUCUUACCUUGAAAGAAUACACAAUUCGUAUUAAACAUAGUAAUAUCUAAGUAGAAAGCCAUUUGCUGUAGUGAUUAAGAUUUCUGCCGAGAAACCUGGAGAUUGUGAGUUCUAGUUCCACCUUAGUCAAAAGCCAGCUAGAUGACUUUGGGUUAGUCACUCUCCCUCAGACCUCGGGAGAGACAAACCACGAAUGAAAUCUUGCUAAGAAAACUGCAGGGAUUUGUCCAGGCAGUUGCCAGGAGUCAAGACUGACUCAAAGGCAUGCGCAUACACACACAAACCUAUUUUUUUUCUCAGUCUGAAAAAAAACCAAUAGUCACUCACAGGUGGGAAUGGCUCCUAAUCUUUGCAAGCAGCUUCUGAUUUAGCCAUAGCAAGCAGGCAGUUUCCCAAAGGACGAAAUUCUUUCUCAGUUAGACUUCUGCAUGUCCUGAAGCAAUAACCAGGCUGAUCCUCCCUUCCCCUCUGCCAUAAAUGCAGCAGCCGGCUUAGGCUGUUGCAUUUGGGCUCUUCCGUGGGAAUGGAGUCUCCUUGGAACCAAAAGCUUUGUGAAUGCUGGAGAGGUUGUCCCUGCAUCUCUCCGCCCCAGCUUCCCCAGAGCGUUGGUCACCUUGCAAAGGAAGCUGCGUGGAUCAUGGGAAACAGAGGCUCCAGGCUUUGCCUUCUUCCAGUGUCCCCCUACUUUCCUUCCUCUUAUUUCCUGCGUUCCUGCUUUGCUUUGGGCAGGACAGAGAUCAAGCAGCCAUUGAGCAGCUCCUUCCGGAUCCUGCAAUGUGAAUGUAAUCUGAUUUGGCCCAUUGUGCAUUUGUGUAUCCCUGGCUUGUGUCGGUGGGUUUCUCAGAGCACUGAUAACCAAUUUUCAAUUUAUUCUAUUGAAGGGGCUGGGGUGGGGUACUUUGUUUGCAUUUGUUUUUUUAGCUCUUCUGUGAUAACUUGUUGGAUAUUAAAGAGAUAUUUUGCUUCAAUUGGGACAUUUGUAUACUUGCAACUAUAUUUCUGUACACAGCUGCAGUCCAGAAUAAAACUUUGAAAGUUUUCAUUUCACAGUGUAUAA
Messenger RNA from Ahaetulla prasina, 12405 nucleotides. RefSeq names its product nuclear factor of activated T cells 5 (gene NFAT5). The transcript has 15 exons. The coding region runs from base 2223 to 6464 and encodes 1413 amino acids. Gene Ontology annotation, molecular function: DNA-binding transcription factor activity, RNA polymerase II-specific; RNA polymerase II cis-regulatory region sequence-specific DNA binding; transcription factor binding. Gene Ontology annotation, cellular component: transcription regulator complex. The record is from RefSeq and is a predicted model, not a curated record. Lineage: Eukaryota; Metazoa; Chordata; Lepidosauria; Squamata; Colubridae. Gene Ontology annotation, biological process: cytokine production; calcineurin-NFAT signaling cascade; regulation of transcription by RNA polymerase II.